GCCGUCUACAAGUCAAGGCCAGGAUUCCGGCCACCAGCACAAUCGCCGUUGUCGUUAACAGCGAUGUCAGGUCCCUUUCACGUACAAGCUGACACACAUCCAAGUGGUACGUCUGCAGCAGUCUCGCAGACUGUAGCGUCUUCUUCUUUGGGUCCAGUGGUGAAUGCUACAUCACCACAACAACCUGUUCAACAAUCUGGACAGCAGCAAGGUCAAUGGUACCCCAAGACCCCAAUGAAACCGCCUCUUGCCUUCUCAGGCGAGAGAAAGGACGAGGAACUCAACACAUGGUUGAGGACGGUCCCGGUUUGGGUGAAGGCCAAAAGGACCUUGCCAGAGGAUGAGGUGGUAACUGCGGCAUCUUACCUAGAGGGUAAAGCAGCCAAGUGGCUAGAUGGUGUAGUUGUGAAGGCCGGGUACGGCCGACGCAUGGUGGAUUGGGCUAAGUCUUUGACCUUAGACCAAUUCAUGGAGAUGGUAGAAGCUCGAUGGCAUAACCCACAGGAGGCUCAAAGGGCCACUGAUGCCAUUAACAAACUUGACCAACGCAAGUUCAGGUCAGUUAGGGAGCUUACGACUACCAUGGAGGGCCUGAUGCUCGUCCCGGGCAUCAACUACAGUGACCAGUUCCUGUUAACAACUUUUGUUAGAUGUCUUCCAGAGAACAUCAGGAACUUACUGGCCAGUGAGGCACGCACCGAGUACCACUCGUUUGAGACAUUGUCUAGAAAGGCCUUAGACUUAGAGGCAACACUAGGCAAUGCUCAACCCACCUCAGGGAACGACUCAAAGAAGAAGAAGAGUCCCCAGGAGUGGAAGAARAAGGGGGCGAAGUUGAUGAUGGUUGAGUCAGAUGGGACCCAAACUGAAAUCGACGAGCUCUCUGACUUGGUGGACUAUUCAGAGUGUGACGACGAGGGGGUAGCUGAGGGUAGCACCCUCGCCGCGGUAGUAAAGACUAAGGCAGGUGGCCGAGGGAAGGGCCAACCUAGGAGUCAAGGGAAGGCCGCCUCCAAUCAGUCCAAACAGACUGAGUGGGUCAAGGCAGGUCUUGACCAGGACGUGUGGCGUGACCGCCGAUCGCGUGGCGCUUGUAUCAACUGCGGCUUCUGGCUCGGGAAACGCGUAGGGCCAAUGAAAUUGAUAGCGGCUUCUACUCAAGAUGAAGUGGGAAUGAUACCCUCCUCACUUCAUGACAAGGCCGAAGCUAAUGACUCCUUAGCUGCCCCGCAGACGCAUCUAGACCAAACAAUGCUCUGCACGUUAGAUGUGUCUGAGGCCUUAGAAGACUUAGAAGGUGAGUGGUCAAACAAGGACCCUCGUGAGUCUUGGGCGGCGCUAAAGAAGGGUCCUAGAGGGGAACAUUUCGUUGUCGAAGUGGAUGUAGGAGGCCGCAAAUGUGGAGCCUUCAUAGACACAAGCUCCACGCGAAAUUACAUAAGUCGCGAUUGUUUGGAAAGGCUGCGCCUACAGGACCGGGUACGGCACCUUAGUAGACCAGUAGCAUCUACUUUGGCCAACAAAGAGCGCAUGAUUGUCACAGACUACCUCAAGGACGUAGUCUGUACCUUCUCCUAUGGAGGAGGUGAGCUUAACCAUAAGAUCUCGUUCUUGGUUAGUAACGACUUGCCAUUUGACAUGUUGCUAGGCAUGUACUACCUCGAUAUUGCUAAGCCCCAGUUUGAUUGGGAUAAGAAGGUGCUCAAACAGAAGUUGCCCGAUGGCCGAACUGUCAGAAUGACUAAGUUCAGGGCCAGUAGUAUUAUAGAUACCUAUGGCUGCUUGUGCACAUCUGCGUUCUACAAUUACUAUAAGCAAAACCAAGAGGAAGGUAUGUACCUUGUUUAUGUCUUUGAGAAGGGGGAGGCCGUUAAAACACCCCCGGAGAUAGAACGCGUCGUUGCUAAGUUCCCUGAUCUGUUCGAGGAGCACACAGGAGUUGUUGAUAGGGAAGUCGUCCACACUAUAGAAAUCAUUCUCGGGAGAUUAAGUGUUUCCAUGGAUUUCAUGGACACCCUUGUGACCAGCAAGAGUGGUAAGAGGCACAUUUYCGUCGUCAUUGAUAGAUUCACCAAGUACGCUAGACUAAUACCAAUGCCAGAGACAGCUAUGACGGAGUAUGUCAUCAAGUUGUUCAAGGGCAACUGGGUAAGGGACUUUGGUUUACCMAAGACCAUCAUUAGUGACCGAGACGUCCGCUUCACAAGUGAACUGUGGAAGAAGACUGCAGAACAGAUGGGCAUUCAACUUCAAAUGACUUCAGGGAAUCAUCCCGAAGCCAAUGGACAAGUCGAACAAAUGAACAGAGUGGUACAGCACUUGCUGCGGCAUUACAUCAAGCCCAGCCAAGAUGAUUGGGGUGAGCAGUUGCCUCUCAUCGCCAGCUUGUACAGCAAUGCUAUGCAUAGUAGUACCGACGUUAGUCCUAACCAGUUGCACUUGGGAUGGAAGCCUAGGUCAGCACUAGACUUUCUCCUACCUGAAAACCGACCUGCUGCAACUCCAGGCACACUUGAAUACGGUGUGCAAUAUGAGAAGUUGCUGCGCGAGGCUGUUGAACAUAUGAAGAAAGCUCAGCAAGCCAUGAUUGCUUUCGAGAAUCAACAUCGCGGACAGUCCACAUUUCAGGUGGGGGAACGUGUCUGGGUCAAGGCUAGUGAGUUAGGACAGGAGUUCGGAAUAUCUCGUAAACUAAUGCCUCAAUUCUUUGGUCCCUGGGAAGUCUUUGAUGUAGUGGGAAAUGCAAUGGAUGGUCCUACGUACGUCAUUCGUGUCCCUGGUCAUCUACGCACUCACCCAGUUUUUCAUGCCUCAAAGCUUGCACCUUUCGCUGAGACAGAUCAAUUCCCUUCUAGAAGAUCGAUGCUGCCCCCAACCAUGGAUGGUCAAGUUGACAUCGACGACAUUGUGGAUCACAGGGAUAUGCCUGUUCCAAAGCCGCUGGGCCGAGGAAGACCUCCCAAGCCCAAAAGAGAUUACCGCGUCAGAUUCAGGCAUCACACGGAUCCAAAAGAAGAUCGUUGGUUUACUAGGGAGCAACUGAUUGACACAGCUCCUCAGGUGGUGGCAGACUAUGAGAAGAAACUGAAAGGGAAGGCGCCUGCGAAGUAAGCAUCUCAGCGGACUUUCGAAGCUAAGGGGGAUGGAAUGUGAGGAUUGAGCCCUCAAGUAGGGGCCUUGCCAUGAUGUACAUGUUCUG
Molecule: messenger RNA, 3199 nt
Organism: Chara braunii
Lineage: Eukaryota; Viridiplantae; Streptophyta; Charophyceae; Charales; Characeae
Source: the annotation of a GenBank genome assembly